AUGUCCAAGUUGUAUGAUGGUGAUGAACUUAUUGAUAUCCGCAAGUCAUACUGGAACACAGUUAAGAAAUUUGUGCAAAUCCUUGUGUCCUCGGUUGCCUUCAGACUAUUUGGAAUUUUCCUGAUCAUUCUGGAUGUAUUUCUUGUGGCUAUCGAUCUACAUGACGUUGAAAACAAAAUUUUUAUUCCUUUGGGAUAUCGUUACAUUUCCUUAGCCAUUGCUUUAUUUUUCCUUGUGGAUGUUCUUCUUAGAGUGUAUGUAGAAGGGAGACAGAGCUAUUUCUCUGACGUACUGAACACCCUAGACGCUGUGGUCAUUGGCGUGACUCUGCUCGUGGCUGUCGUCUACGUACUUUACGACAAACACUUUCUCACAGAUAUCCCAAGACUGGCAGUUUUACUUCGGCCCCUACGACUGCUCAUUUUGGUAAGAAUUUUGCAACUGGCUCAUCAAAAGAGACAACUUGAAAGGCUGACCAGGCAGCUGGUUUCGGGUAACAAGCGACGCUACAGGAAGGACGGCUUCGACCUAGACCUCACCUACGUCACUGAGCGUAUUAUUGCCAUGUCGUUUCCAUCAUCUGGAAGGGAGUCCUUCUAUAGAAAUCCAAUCAAGGAGGUUGCACGGUUCCUCGAUACCAAGCAUCCAAACCACUAUCAAGUCUACAAUCUAUGCAGUGAGAGAUCUUAUGACCCUAAGCGCUUCCACUACCGGGUCCGCAGAAUCAUGAUUGACGAUCACAACGUGCCCACUCUCGAGGAAAUGUUGUUGUUCUGCAAGGAAGUAAGUGACUGGAUGGCUCAAGAUCCUGAAAACGUUGUCGCGAUUCACUGUAAGGGAGGAAAAGGAAGAACUGGAACCAUGGUGUGUGCCUGCCUCAUUGCCAGUGAAAUAGUUUUAAAUGCAAGGGAAAGUCUGUACUUUUUUGGGGAGCGACGGACAGAUAAAAGCAACAGCUCUAAGUUUCAAGGAAUAGAGACCCCUUCUCAGAAUAGAUAUGUUAAAUAUUUUGAAAAACUGAAAAUUAACUACCAACUGACUCUCCCUCCAAAAAAAACACUGGUGAUAAAAAGAUUCGUUGUCUAUUCCAUUCACGGUGUUGGAAAAGGCAACGGAAGUGACCUAGAAGUACAAGUAAUAAUGUGGCAGGAGACGGUUUUUUCCUGUUUUAAUUCCAAGAAUUGUAUGAUAUUUCAUGAUGCUGAAACAGACAGAGCAAUAAUUAAUGUGCUCAACUGUCCAGCUCUAUAUGAUGACGUGAAAGUGAAAUUUCUCUCUGUGAAUCUUCCUAAAUACUAUGAUGACUGCCCCUUUUUCUUUUGGUUUCAUACAUCUUUUAUUCGAAAUUACAGGCUUUAUCUACCAAGAAACGAAUUGGAUAAUACCCAUAAAUCAAAAACAUGGAAAAUUUAUGGUCCAAAGUUUGCAGUAGAGGUGUAUUUUGAUGAGACAAACUCCACCAAGGUUGUCUAG
Grammomys surdaster is the source of this 1473-nucleotide messenger RNA. Its product is annotated as phosphatidylinositol 3,4,5-trisphosphate 3-phosphatase TPTE2-like. The transcript has 17 exons. Gene Ontology annotation, biological process: transmembrane transport; monoatomic ion transport; protein dephosphorylation. Lineage: Eukaryota; Metazoa; Chordata; Mammalia; Rodentia; Muridae. The record is from RefSeq and is a predicted model, not a curated record. Gene Ontology annotation, molecular function: monoatomic ion channel activity; phosphatidylinositol-3,4,5-trisphosphate 3-phosphatase activity; protein tyrosine phosphatase activity. The coding region runs from base 1 to 1473 and encodes 490 amino acids. Gene Ontology annotation, cellular component: membrane; cytosol.